AUGAGGUUCCCACGGAGCCUACUGCCCGUUAUUGGCGCAGUUUCCGCUCUGUUCACACUCGUUCAAGCGCGAUCUCAAGCGUCAGAGGCCAUCCGCCAGACUACGCCUAUCGAUAAUGCUCUGAUUCGUACCCAAAACCACCAAAUAGACCACCUAUCACAUUUCGAUCUUACCUUCGAGCUACACCGCGAUGGACAGCGGAUCAAGCUGGAGCUCGAGCCGAACAACGAUAUUCUCGCCGACGAUGCCUACGUCCAAUACAUUGGUGCCGAUGGUCUCUGGGAAGGCGAACCCAUUCAGCGACACGAACACAAAGUCUUUCGCGGUCGCGCCCUGAUCGGCUCGGGCAAGGGACGUUGGACUCCGGCAGGCUGGGCUCGGAUCACCGUAAGAAAGGACGGCCCCGAGCCACUGUUUGAGGGUGCAUUUAGUGUCGACCAUAACAAACACCAUAUCGAGCUGCAGUCGACAUAUCUCGCCAAAAAGCGCCCUAUCGAUACCGAUAUCGAGGACCGAAGCGGCGACUACAUGAUUGUCUACCGGGACAGCGAUAUGAUUCGACACCACACCGAACUCAAGCGGUCGCUGGAUGAUUCCACAGGUUGCUCGGCGCACAAGCUCGACUAUAAUGCUGAUUUGACCAACUCCAUCUUUCCCUUUGGUCUCGAUCAGUCGGAGGGUCAAUGGGGCGUUACCUCUUUGAAUUCUUUGUUUGGACUGAGUAAGCGCCAAUCCAACGAUGUGGGUGGAGUGUCUGGUAAUUCGGGUGGUGUGAAUUUGAAGAAUACGGUCGGCGAUACGUCGGGAUGCCCCAAGACCAAGAAGGUUGCUCUGAUUGGUGUUGCGACAGACUGUGAAAUGACCAACUAUUUCAAGUCCAACUCGACCCCGACGGCCGCGGCAAAGGAUUGGGUCAUUAACCUGGUCAAUACGGCAUCGAGUUUGUACGAAGAUUCGUUCAAUAUCUCUAUCGGGUUGCGCAACCUUACUGUGAAUGAUCAAUCUUGCCCCACGACUGCCACUUCGGCUCUCCCCUGGAAUAUUGGCUGCAGUGGUGGAAACAUCACUUGGCGAUUGAACGAAUUCUCCAAAUGGCGCUCUAGUAAUGCAGACAGCAACGCUUACUGGACGUUGAUGACCGGCUGCCCUACUGGCCAGGAGGUUGGCGUCUCCUGGAUGGGUCGUCUGUGCAGCUCCGACCUGGUCAGCUCGGGAGAGAAUUCAGUGUCGGGCGCAAACGUCGUGGUCGGCAAUCAAGGCUCUACAUGGCAGAUUUUCGCCCACGAGACCGGUCACACCUUUGGGGCAGUACACGAUUGCGAUUCAGAUACUUGUGCGCAAGACCUGCAAGACUCUUCCCAGUGCUGCCCACUAUCAGCAAGUACUUGCAAUGCGAAUGCCAAGUACAUCAUGAACCCGUACUCAGAGUCGAGCAUGACAAACUUUUCUCCAUGCACCGUCGGCAACAUCUGCUCUGCCAUUGGUCGCAAUAGUAUCAAGUCGACCUGUCUCUCGGACAAUCGCGGCGUCGUGACCAUUAGCGGCAGCAAGUGUGGCAAUGGCAUCGUCGAGGCUGGUGAAGACUGUGACUGUGGCGGCGAGGAAAACUGCGGCGACAAUGCUUGCUGUGAUGCCACGACAUGCAAGUACAAGAACAAUGCCGUUUGUGACGACUCCAACGACAACUGCUGCACUCAAUGCCAGUUUACACCCGCGAACACGGUCUGCCGUGCGAGUACGGGUGCCUGUGACAUUGCCGAGACCUGCUCUGGAAACUCCAGCGCAUGUCCUAGUGACAGUUACAAGGACGACGGAUCCUCGUGUGGAAGUGGCCUCACCUGUGCCAGCGGCCAGUGCACGAGUCGUGACUAUCAGUGUCGCACCGUAAUGGGCUCCCUCCUCAAUACAAAUGAUACCUGGGCUUGCGAAAAUACGAUAGACCCAUCCUGCAGCCUGGUUUGUGGUACACGCCACUCCCUCAUGGGAUAUCCCGCCGGUACCUGCAUUGAACUAUCCCAGAACUUCCUGGACGGUACCCCCUGCGACGCCGGUGGUAAAUGCUACAGCGGCCAGUGCAAGGGCUCGUCUGUGGGCGGCUGGAUUCGCGACCAUAAAAAUCUCGUUAUUGGCCUCUGCGUCGGUGUGGGCAGUCUUAUCGCCAUCUUCCUGCUGUACUGUCUCAUUAACCGAUGCCGUAUGGCCCGGGCAAGGCGUCGCAUGGCCAAGAAUAUCCGCCCUACACCUGUAAUGGGCCGUUAUGCCGGCCCAAUGCCUGGUCGAGGACCUCCUCCAGGACCUCCAGGACCUCCAGGACCUCCAGGACCACCUCCUGGACCACCUCCUGGACCUCCGCAUGGUCCGCCCAUGAACCAGUGGUAUGGCUAUCAAAACGCCGGCUAUCAAAACGCUGGAUAUCCCGACGUGCCUCCGCCUCGGUACGCUUAAUGACGAUUCAUUCUUUCCCGUACGUCUCUUUCUUUUAACUGUUGGUUUGGGUAUACUUGGGAUCUUGGUUCUUUCAUGCAUUGCGCGUGCUCUCGGUUACGGGUUACAUUCAUUGGGUUUUAAGCUUGAGGGUUGGCUUUGGGUUUAUAGUUUUGUUUCCUUCUUUCGGCGUCAAUAUUGGAAGUCAUCUGUGCAAAUGAAUCCGGUUGCUGCUUGGUAUAUACCAGGUGUAAACCUCUUGUCUGUUUCCUUAUCAAUGCUACUUUGCCUCUUCUUCUGUUUUCUGUAUCUGGAUUUCGAGAGGAAUGGACGCCGCUAUGGCUGAAUUCACCUGCUCGUACGAACUACAUCGUCCAUAGCACCUCAGAGAUUUCAUGCUCUCUGUUGUUCGCCCGUAGUCGAACGGUCGAAAAGAACAAUGGACGGUAUCUACA
This is a messenger RNA of Penicillium brasilianum, 2879 nucleotides long. NCBI's taxonomy places the organism in Eukaryota, Fungi, Ascomycota, Eurotiomycetes, Eurotiales, Aspergillaceae. The record is from the annotation of a GenBank genome assembly.